AGCGUAUAAAUAGUUUAUAGAAUCUUAAUCCCUGGACUCUUGCACUCAGUUAUCAUGUCAAGCCAUGCAAUUAAUAUUUGUCUCUAAAGCUAGUUCGACUCGCUGGAUAGGGCAUUCCAAGUUCUAUAUUCCUUACUUUGUCUAUCUUCAUUUUUUUGGUGAUACCAAAAUUGGCAAGUCUUGUGAUAAGCUCGAGGUAUUAUCACUAUGUUCCCUUUGUUAUGUAAAUUUGAGCUUACUGAAAUUGUAAUUUCCAGCCAGUUUGCGGUCUUUGUUAAGUCUGGAUUCAUAUUUGAAACAAGUUCUGAUACUAUGUCAGAGUGCGAGGAGAUGGACCGCAAAGUUAAGCUCCAGGGCGUUACCAGGCUUAAUAGAAAUCUGCAGAGUAACGAGGUGCUGACACUGCACUACUUGGGACUGCCCUAUUUGGUCCUGUGCCGCAGACCGGUGCUGCGUCUUAAGGUGCCGCUGAGCACCUACAACUUCCAGGAUGGCGAAACCGAUGGCAUUGCACUGCAGUUGAUCUUCACCUGCCCGGUGAACUACCCCCUGCAGCUGCCGCGUGUCGAUCUGGCCGAGAAACGCAAUGUGAGCACCGAGCUUGACCUUAAACUGCGCACGGAGAUCGCCAAGGCACUGGAGCAGCAUCUAGAGUGCGCGGCGGGGCAAGGGGGUACGUUCUAAACGUGUGGAGUGUCUUUUGCUGUUCUAUUUGGGACUGUUGGCAGCCGCAGUUGGGGCUGAGUCCUUGUUGUCUGGGCAUCUACUGGCAUGUACGUGCACAAACAUGUUUGCCGUGGAAAGCUUUG
This is a messenger RNA of Drosophila hydei, 809 nucleotides long. RefSeq lists its product as uncharacterized. The record is from RefSeq and is a predicted model, not a curated record. Gene Ontology annotation, molecular function: protein binding. The transcript is spliced from 3 exons. Bases 208 to 684 code for a protein of 158 amino acids. Lineage: Eukaryota; Metazoa; Arthropoda; Insecta; Diptera; Drosophilidae.